UUUCAAUCCUUCGUGCGCGUAGAAGUUUUCGUUAGUGAAAAUUUAAUAAAAAAACUUGGUGUUAUAUUUAAAUUUUCCUCUUGAACAUCAACCCUCUUGUACUGCGUUAAGGUUCAGCUGAUCCGUUCGUUAAAAUAAAGUGUUCCGUGUGAUCCAUCCCCACUUUUGGGGAUGCUCUGCUGAUGUGUAAACUUUGCUGCAACUUCGCUGUUGGUGGUGAUUCAUUGUAGAAGUAAAUAGUUUUUUAAACAUCCGUUCAGAGGAACUAAAGUCUAACGUAACUGGUGUUCGGAAAUCUGAUUAAAUUUUCGAGGUGCUCGGCUGUUGUUUGAAUACAAGCAUCCCGGGAGAAGUUUUCUUUUCGUGAGCAAUGACAAUGGGAGAUGAUACUCCAGUCACUUCCUUGGUGCUGCCAAUUCUGAUACGUCCAAUUUUGUCACAGUUGGAGCGUCGUGAUGUCGUAGCUUCGCAGACAUUAAGGGCUGCGCUAACGAAGGCCGAGCAAACGCAUCCCGGUCUUACGUAUAAUUUGGUCAUGGGUAUCAUCAAAAAAGGCGAUAUCAACGUCAACAUGAAUGAGAGCAUUCUUAGACUGCAGGGUGCGGCAACUGAUAGCGAUUUGAUUGAGUAUCGUUUAAAUCGUACGGAGGACGCAUUUCAAGAGCUUAACAAAAAAUCUUCAGCGCUGAAGCGAAUUCUAAGCCGCAUUCCAGACGAAAUUACCGAUAGAAAGACUUUCUUGGAGACCAUUAAAGAAAUUGCCAGUGCCAUCAAAAAGCUGCUGGAUGCGGUGAACGAGGUGGUCGGUUUUAUUCCAGGUUCAUCCGGAAAACAGGCCGUAGAGCAGCGUAAGAAGGAGUUUGUCAAGUAUUCAAAGAAAUUUAGUACGACAUUAAAAGAGUACUUCAAGGAAGGAGAAGCGAAUGCUGUUUUCGUAAGUGCUCUGUACCUGAUACAUCAAACGAAUCAAAUCAUGAUUACCGUGAAGAACAAGUGUGAAUGAGGGGCCUCGUUAGUUGCCGGUGGAUGGUAAUAUUCUAAACUAAACGUUAUUAAAAGUUGUUUUACUCUGCUUUUCCUUGAGGCACCAGGGCCUCCUGUGUGCGUCUUGUCAGUAUAAAAAAGUUGCUCCGAGUGUGCACCUCUUAAAGACAGUCAGAUGAGACCUUCAUUUCUAGAGAGAAAGAGGAAAUAACCUAGAUGUAAACAGAAGAAUCGGUUGUAAUGGAUGUCGUAUUAUCUAUUUAAUAUUACUUAAUUACUAAAGAAAAAUAAAAAUUAUUUUUAUCGGAAAA
Sabethes cyaneus is the source of this 1295-nucleotide messenger RNA. It is a transcript of the gene Ccm3, whose product is annotated as programmed cell death protein 10. The transcript is spliced from 5 exons. Gene Ontology annotation, molecular function: protein kinase binding. The record is from RefSeq and is a predicted model, not a curated record. NCBI's taxonomy places the organism in Eukaryota, Metazoa, Arthropoda, Insecta, Diptera, Culicidae. Bases 371 to 1003 code for a protein of 210 amino acids. Gene Ontology annotation, biological process: regulation of Golgi organization; positive regulation of MAP kinase activity. Gene Ontology annotation, cellular component: Golgi apparatus; FAR/SIP/STRIPAK complex.